Akanthomyces muscarius is the source of this 450-nucleotide messenger RNA. RefSeq lists its product as uncharacterized. The record is from RefSeq and is a predicted model, not a curated record. NCBI's taxonomy places the organism in Eukaryota, Fungi, Ascomycota, Sordariomycetes, Hypocreales, Cordycipitaceae. The transcript has 2 exons. Bases 1 to 450 code for a protein of 149 amino acids.
AUGUUCUGUUUGCGCAGCUGGCUUCCUCUCCUCUUCAUCCCGACCAACGCCUCGCCGGCCUUCAUCUUUCUAUUCUUCAUUUGCACAUACUUUCUGCACCGCCCUUGUGUGUACUGCAGCAUCUUGCUCAUUAUUCUGUUUCUCACGAGCUGCAACUGGUCCGACCGAUGUUUUUUCGACUACAAUAGCAACUGGUUUCUACCACGGCCGAGCAACCCGCUCGAGGAGGCCUCUGCAUGUACGGGUCUGAACUGCUCUACCGUACGAAACAGUGGCGCGACCAUGUACAAUGCGACUGUUUUUCGUAUUCUCAAUUCCACGGCAACUACGCUCGCGAGUGCUACGGUAGCCAAGCCGGAGUGGACGGGUUUGGGCCUGGGGUGGCUCAGGAACCUCCUCGGACAGAGAGAGUGGCAAAUUGAGUGCAUGGAUAUAUAUCUUCGCCUAUAA